AUGGCGACAGAAAAGGCGUACGAGGACACAACCACCCCGCUCGGGUCCCUCCAGGAGGAGAUUUCCAGCAUCAUCGAGACGUUUGUGCAUCUUGGCGUGCAAGUGCACGAUUUCCAGGGCACGCAGGAGGCCAAGCUCGGCUUGGCAAACCACAUCAACAAGACGAUCUCCAAGUUGCACGACGUGAGCUCGCGCGACGACCUGCGGGACAUCAUGAUUCCCACCGACCUGUUGAACUACAUUCAGGACGGGCGAAACCCGGACAUCUACACAAGGGAGUUCGUCGAGGUGGUGAGGAAAAUCAACCAGUACCUGAACGGCAAGUCGCUCGCCUUUGAGAACUUCAGGGACACGCUAGCGGCGUCAAUCAAGCAGGAGUUCCCCGAGCUUGCGCCCGAGGUGGACUCCAUCAAGGCAAAGACCAGCGUCUCCGCCAGCCUGGAGGACGCUGCAAGAUAG
This is a messenger RNA of Pichia membranifaciens NRRL Y-2026, 459 nucleotides long. RefSeq lists its product as hypothetical. NCBI's taxonomy places the organism in Eukaryota, Fungi, Ascomycota, Pichiomycetes, Pichiales, Pichiaceae. The record is from RefSeq and is a predicted model, not a curated record. Gene Ontology annotation, biological process: regulation of transcription by RNA polymerase II. Gene Ontology annotation, cellular component: mediator complex. The coding region runs from base 1 to 459 and encodes 152 amino acids. The transcript has a single exon. Gene Ontology annotation, molecular function: transcription coregulator activity.